AUGCCGCCCUCUGGGGUACCAGCGGCCAAGGAGGUCAUUACACAGGUGGGCACAGACGAGGGCACCCGGGAGCGCCUCUGUGUUCUCGCUGGAGUGUACCCAAAUGCUGACUUAACACUGCAGAACUUCGAUUGUAAACUGAAGCAUAACAAAACGUAUGAAGAAGUGCACAUCCUCCCUGAGGUCUGCGAGAUCAACAACGUCUUUUACACGUACGAGGGCCUGCGUUGCUGCGGGAGCUGUUGUCAGCUGUUAUCCUUGAAACACGAUUGCCCAUCCACCCUUCCCGAGGGCAUCAUCUCCUCAUGCGACUCGUGCGGCAUGCCAUAUCGGUCAAGGGCGUCAGGGAGGAACAAAAAGCUAAGGCACCCAUCCCACUGCCGAGGAGAGGCUGUACACGCCGGCUGGGAGCCAGACACGGACAGCACACUUUACUGCCCCCUUUGCAAAACUCCGGGCUUCAAUUACGAGACGUUGGACUACCAUCUUACAGCUGCAGGGAGACAAUGCGAUGGCAAGCGAAAGCUCGAUCUGCAGAACGAAACGGGGUGGGAGAGCACUUGUCAAGGAUGCGGGCACACGUUCGCCAGGCACAUUGCUGCCGCUAUGCACUGUCACGAGGAUGCCUUACCUAAUAAUCCUCUUGGUUACGGGGGCGGCCAGAUCGCAGGUGAUCCGAAUAGGAUUAUCUCCGAUGCUGUGCGCGACGCUAGCUGGGGCAUCCCAUUUUCAACCUAUACGAAUCCCACUCCCGGGUCAGCCGCACAGUAUCUUGAGGAUCUCGAGUCCCUGAACGUGCUCGUUCAUUAUCGCCUUCGGCGUGAAGCUACAGGCCCUGGUGAUGAUACCGCAGACGACCACAGGUCCUUUGAUGUUGGUGAGGGUGGCGACGGCGACGGCGAUUACGAUUAUGAUUACGAUGACGGUGAUGAUGACGACGUUCCGGAAGAUGACGUGCCUUGCGUCGCUGAAGGGCAUGAGGUGCGCGCCCCUCCCGAUCCCCAUCCGAGUUACGCUGACGCCUGCGAGCAGGAAUACUUUGGACGCCUCGCUGCCGAGGUGAACGCGCAAUUGAGAGACGUGGCGGACGAUCAGGCCCUGGCCGUGAAGCACGAGCUGGUCCGCCAGGCGCUGGCGCGCGAGAUAGGGAAGAGGAACCAGUCCGUGCUGGAGCGCGCAAACAUAUCAAUCAAUUCGUUCCGCAGUUCCUUAUGCCCUGGCUUCUCGUUUACGCACGGCUACGUCCCUUGCCCGUACGAAGCAACGCUGGACCUCGACUCUGUCAAACUCGAGUAUAUUUUCAGGCCUAAAAGGGGCAGGCUUGCUGUGGCAUGGCCUCCUUCAUGCUUCCGUUGCGAAGCAAGACAGAAGCGCUUAUUUCAGUGGCAGAAACGUUGCAAGUAUAAUGCUGAUGGCAGCCGUAUGUGUGUUGCGCGCAACUGCCGGAAUUUCCUUGUAGACAGCACUGACUGCCAGGAGCACGCCCAGGCAAGGCAGGAAGCAAGGCUAAAGGCAGCACAGCGGCGCCUUAACAACCCCUCUGGAAGCCGCAGCAGCCCACGGAAACGCGCGAGCCUGUGGGAGAUCGUGUCACCAGCUGAUGCAGCGCAGUGGGCGUCUGGGCUUGGUGCUAUCCGCACUUCCUGGGAUAAGCAUCCGAUAUGGGGUCACGUUUUACGCAUGAUAGAGGAUGGCCCCAAGGCAGGGAAGGCCGUCUAUGUUGUCGAUACGGAGACAGUCCUCAUAAAUGUCGCAGAAGACCAGCCAAGAAACCCUUUAAUCUUUGAGCUAGCCGUCGCGGACGCCAAGGGGGUGGUCAAGCUGAAUACAACACUUCAACACGGAGAUAAGACGAUCUCGGAGCUAUGCAAGGGAAUUCCAGAACAACUUAUGGCGUACGCAUGCAGGAUUUACAGUGUUUCAGACACUAUGCAAAAAACUAAAGGCAUGCUAUUAGGAGCUGCUAAGAAGGAAAUAAUUGCUCUUGAGCUUAAGGAUAGCCUUAUGAUUGAGUGGUCUACAAACGGUUGGGACUGGCGUGCGCUAAGGCAUACGUUUGGGGAUCGCAGCGUGCCAGACAUAUACCUUCGCGGCAACGACCUUCUGCGGAUGGCAGGCUAUCGCGGCCCGGCGGAUUUACAGACGCUUUUUUAUCUGUUCUUCCCAAACUCUCCUCUAAAGUCUACUCACCACCGGGCCCUUAUCAAUGCGCGGAAAUUGCUUCUCGUGCUGUAUUACAUUCUCACGGGGGGCAAGACUCUGGAACUGGACAUGGGGGAAGGUAAGUAG
Molecule: messenger RNA, 2289 nt
Organism: Diaporthe amygdali
Lineage: Eukaryota; Fungi; Ascomycota; Sordariomycetes; Diaporthales; Diaporthaceae
Exons: 3
Coding region: 1-2289 (762 amino acids)
Source: RefSeq, a predicted model, not a curated record